Penicillium soppii is the source of this 222-nucleotide messenger RNA. Its product is annotated as monocarboxylate permease. Lineage: Eukaryota; Fungi; Ascomycota; Eurotiomycetes; Eurotiales; Aspergillaceae. The record is from RefSeq and is a predicted model, not a curated record. Bases 1 to 222 code for a protein of 73 amino acids. The transcript has 2 exons.
AUGAAAAAAGGUCAAAGCGAAAGAUCCUCACCAGCGUUGAAAUUGAAGAAUAUCCAGGAGGCUGGCGCGCAUUGUUUGUUGUCUUGGGGGCUUGAUUUUAUUCUGGGAUUCGAUGUUCUUUGGGGAUUAUAUUUCGGGUGUAUCACUCACUGGUUUACCAAGCGGAGAGGACUUGCUACUGGUAUUGCAUGCUCCUCGGGUGGCGUGGGAAGAAUCAUGUAG